UGAUCGGAGGAACAUACCCUGUGAGCUAGCAGAGGUUACUAGAACCGGAGGGCAGAAAAAAAGCCCUCCGAUGAGCUAGCAGAAGGUAUUAGAGGAACGUGGGUAUGACAUUGCGGGACAUCCUAUAUUCCAAAGAAAAAUAUUUUGUGAACCCCUCCUACCCAAUCAGUAACUCGUAAUCCGAAUAAUUUGAGGAGGUCACCACAAUUUAAUUAAAAGGUCCCCAUUGACUCAACUAUAUCCCAUUCAUUAUGUACGAAAUAGUGCGAUGUCUACUGAUUUUUUAUUGUUUCAUGAGAGUACUGUUUUCAAUUUUUUUAAACCGGUGAACUCUUGGCCUCGGCUGUCGUCUUAGCAAAAACUAUCUAUAUGAUCCCUUUGGAGUAUAAAACUGAGAGGGACUAGGGACCAGUCGACUAUUUCCCGCCAAGUUUUUUCAAGAUGGCGGACGAAGAAGGUGAAACAGUCCAAGGAAGCGAAGAUCUUUCUGGCACUCAAGAAGAAGACAAGCCAUCAAAACUGACACAGUUUCCACAAACGAGAGUACGGAAUAUGAUGAAACUGGAUCCUGACCUGCAGUUAGCGAAUAAAGAAGCAGUUUUUGUAGUUACACGAGCAGCGGAAAUGUUUGUAGAAUAUUUUGCAAAAGAAGCGUACAAAAAGACAGUACUUGGAAAAAGAAAGACAAUACAAAAGAAAGACUUGGAUGCAACAGUUGAAGAAAAUGAACAGAUUGCAUUUUUGGAAGGAAUUUUGGAAUGAAAUCAAGAGAGAACCAUCAUCUUGGAAGAUGUUCUCUUCUGCAGUCCUCUUAGACAGAUAAGAAACAAGAAUAAUAAAAAAAGUUACAUUUAGAUUAAAAAUGCCCUAAGAUAAUCAAAAAGAAAUGACUGUUUUUUAAUAUCGUUUUUGUAUCCUUAUAAAAACGAUUGUAAGUAAAUAUUAGAUUCUAUUUAUUAAUAAUGUGCAGGUAAUUAUAAAAUUAUACCUUGGGGUGUUAAAAUAGUUUGUGUUCAUCAAAUUUGUGUUUUAAGCUUUUGAAAGUGAUUUAUUUCGUUAAAAAGAUUAAACCAAAACUAUGUCGAGUCCCUGUUUUUACGUGCCCAAAGUCACUAGCUUUAGAUAUGUAGCUUCUGCUUAGCAUAAUACCUUUUUUUCAAAAGAAAAUUUUGAACGAGGAUUUUAAAGUUUUGAAUCUUUUUUGCUGUUGCGGGAUGAGAUAUGAUUUUGGUUGAUUUAAUUAUAUAUUUUUUGAAAUGUUUAAAA
Messenger RNA from Actinia tenebrosa (Australian red waratah sea anemone), 1266 nucleotides. RefSeq names its product DNA polymerase epsilon subunit 4. Gene Ontology annotation, biological process: DNA-templated DNA replication. Gene Ontology annotation, molecular function: protein heterodimerization activity. Gene Ontology annotation, cellular component: nucleus; epsilon DNA polymerase complex. NCBI's taxonomy places the organism in Eukaryota, Metazoa, Cnidaria, Anthozoa, Actiniaria, Actiniidae. The record is from RefSeq and is a predicted model, not a curated record.